UAAAUUGACAGCUAGUAAUUGCUAUUUAUUCCUUGUCACAAUUGAGCAUAAUCUAAUACAAGGAUUUAACAAUUUAUUAUCAUUGAGCAAUUAGAUAGACAACAAUUAAGAAAAUGACUGCAACAAUUAAUCCUAAUGUUUUAUGGGCACAACGUUCUAACGCCACUGAUGAAUCUAAGAAUGUACUUUUCGUAACUAUUGAAGUCCUUGAUGCAAUUAAUACAAAAUUAGACUUGACUUCAACUCAUUUAAAAUUGUCGUGUGAUUCACAAGACAAUGGUAAUCAUUAUGAAUUAGAUAUUGAAUUCUUUGAUGAAGUUGAUCCUGAAAAAUCACAUACUAAUACCGAGAGUGGUUCUCAUAUUUAUUUGGUGAUUAGAAAGAAGGAAGCUAAAGAAGAAUUCUGGCCAAGAUUGACUAAACAAAAGUUGAAGUAUCAUUACAUCAAGACUGAUUUUGAUAAAUGGGUAGAUGAAGAUGAACAAGACGAACAUGUUGAUGCUGAAGAUGAUUUUGGAGCAGGUGGUUUGGGUGGCCCUGGUGGCCCUGGCGGUUUCGGAGGUCCUGGUGGUUUCGGUGGUCCUGGCGGUCCAGGAGGAUUUGGUGGUGCUGAUGGUCCAGGAGGAUUAGAUUUCUCUCAACUAUUACAAGGUGCUGGAGGUGCUGGAGGUUUACCACCAAACUUCGACAUUAGUUCAUUGGCUAGUCAAUUGGGUCAAGCAGGAGCUGGUAAAUUCGGUGAAGAUGGUGAUGAUGAAGACGAUGACGAUGACGAAGACGAUAUCGAAGAGGUCAAUAAAUGAUGACACUCUUUUCAACAACUUGUAUAAUACCUUAAUCUUUUCUACUUUUUACAGUCAAGCCUAAAAUAUACACUCUAUCUAAAUAUAAAAUUCAAAAAAAAUCAAAAUUCUGGCAGUAUUACCUUAUCUUUUAAUACCUGAAAGUCUACCAUUUAAUGUCUACAAGAAUAUACAAGAAAUUCACAAUAUAAAGACUAUUUAGUUCUAGUUCACAUAGUUGAGAUGUAUAUAUAGUCUCUACACAAUUAGCUUAAACGAAUAAUCAUUGAUAUAUGUAUAUUUUAUUCUACCACUUUUAUUUUACCAGAAGCGAUAGUGUGUGAUUGAUACAACAACUUACUUUAACCCAUUCUUUAAUGCUUCUUCAAAUAUCAAUCCAAAAGGAUGAAGAUAUCAACUCAUUAUAUUAUACAGGAAAGGUCGUGCAUUGUGUAAAAUAUUCUCAAGACAGUUGGUGAAAAAUUUUGAAUUUUUGAAUAUG
Messenger RNA from Scheffersomyces amazonensis, 1284 nucleotides. It is a transcript of the gene SBA1, whose product is annotated as Hsp90 cochaperone. The transcript has a single exon. Gene Ontology annotation, biological process: protein folding; chaperone-mediated protein complex assembly. Gene Ontology annotation, molecular function: protein-folding chaperone binding; Hsp90 protein binding. Gene Ontology annotation, cellular component: nucleus; cytosol. The record is from RefSeq and is a predicted model, not a curated record. Lineage: Eukaryota; Fungi; Ascomycota; Pichiomycetes; Serinales; Debaryomycetaceae. Bases 114 to 803 code for a protein of 229 amino acids.